AUGGCUCAAAAAUCUCUCAGCGAUGAUGAGAAAUUCCUCUUUGUGGACAAAAACUUCAUUAACAACCCACUUGCCCAGGCUGACUGGUCAGCGAAGAAACUGGUUUGGAUUCCAUCAGAGAAACAUGGAUUUGAAGCAGCAAGUAUCAAGGAAGAGAAAGGGGAUGAGGUGACAGUUGAACUGGCAGAAAAUGGAAAGAAAGUGACACUGAGCAAGGAUGACAUCCAGAAGAUGAACCCUCCAAAGUUCUCCAAAGUGGAGGACAUGGCAGAGCUGACUUGCCUCAAUGAAGCUUCAGUGCUGCACAAUCUAAGGGAGAGAUACUUCUCAGGUUUAAUUUAUACUUAUUCAGGUCUCUUCUGCGUGGUGAUAAAUCCGUACAAACAGCUGCCCAUUUAUUCAGAGAAGAUUAUUGACAUGUACAAGGGAAAGAAGAGGCACGAGAUGCCGCCCCACAUCUAUGCUAUCGCGGACACAGCCUACAGGAGCAUGCUGCAAGAUCGAGAAGACCAGUCUAUCCUGUGCACAGGUGAAUCUGGUGCUGGCAAGACAGAAAAUACCAAAAAGGUCAUUCAGUACCUGGCUGUUGUUGCUUCAUCACAUAAGGGCAAAAAGGACACCAGCAUCACUCAAGGUCCAUCUUUUUCUUACGGUGAGCUGGAAAAACAGCUUCUACAGGCAAACCCUAUUCUUGAAGCUUUUGGAAAUGCCAAAACUGUGAAGAAUGACAACUCCUCCAGAUUCGGCAAAUUCAUCCGCAUCAACUUUGAUGUGACAGGCUACAUUGUCGGAGCAAACAUAGAGACUUAUUUGCUUGAAAAAUCCCGUGCUAUUCGUCAGGCUAAAGAUGAGCGAACGUUUCAUAUCUUUUACUAUUUGAUUGCUGGAGCUUCUGAACAAAUGAGAAAUGAUCUGUUGCUGGAAAGCUUCAACAAUUACACUUUUCUAUCUAAUGGCCACGUGCCUAUUCCUGCUCAACAAGAUGAUGAGAUGUUCCAGGAGACCUUGGAAGCCAUGACAAUUAUGGGUUUUACUGAGGAGGAACAGAUAGCUAUACUGAGGGUUGUUUCAUCUGUCCUACAACUGGGUAAUAUUGUCUUCAAGAAGGAGAGAAACACUGAUCAAGCUUCUAUGCCAGACAAUACUGCUGCUCAAAAGGUGUGUCACCUGAUGGGGAUUAAUGUGACAGAUUUCACAAGAUCUAUUCUAACCCCAAGGAUCAAAGUAGGACGAGAUGUUGUUCAGAAGGCGCAGACCAAAGAGCAGGCAGACUUUGCCAUAGAGGCUUUGGCCAAGGCACAAUUUGAACGUCUUUUCCGUUGGAUUCUAGCUCGCGUAAACAAAGCUCUCGAUAAAACAAAAAGACAAGGCGCUUCCUUCUUGGGGAUACUCGAUAUUGCUGGAUUUGAGAUCUUUGAGAUCAAUUCCUUUGAGCAGCUGUGCAUCAAUUACACUAAUGAGAAACUUCAGCAGCUUUUCAACCACACAAUGUUUAUAUUGGAGCAAGAGGAAUACCAGCGAGAGGGCAUUGAAUGGAAUUUCAUUGACUUUGGCCUUGACCUGCAACCUUGCAUUGAGCUGAUUGAAAGACCAACCAACCCUCCAGGUGUCCUGGCUCUCCUGGAUGAAGAGUGCUGGUUCCCCAAAGCUACUGACACAUCCUUUGUGGAGAAACUAUGUCAAGAGCAAGGCAACCAUCCCAAAUUCCAGAAGCCCAAGCAGCUCAAGGAUAAAACAGAGUUCUGCAUAAUGCACUAUGCAGGAAAGGUUACCUACAAUGCAACUGCCUGGCUCACAAAGAACAUGGAAACAGAUAAAUUUGUAGCAGACCUUUGGAAAGACGUGGACCGUAUAGUUGGGCUGGAUCAGAUGGCUAAGAUGACUGAAAGCUCGCUCCCUAGUGCUUCAAAAACCAAGAAAGGCAUGUUCCGUACUGUUGGACAACUCUAUAAGGAGCAGCUGACCAAACUGAUGACCACCUUAAGGAAUACAAAUCCCAACUUUGUUCGCUGUAUCAUUCCAAAUCAUGAAAAAAGGGCUGGCAAACUUGAUGCCCAUUUAGUGCUGGAGCAGUUGCGCUGCAAUGGUGUCUUGGAAGGUAUUCGUAUCUGCCGGCAAGGAUUCCCCAACAGGAUUGUCUUCCAGGAGUUCCGUCAGCGAUAUGAAAUUCUUGCUGCAAAUGCUAUUCCUAAAGGAUUCAUGGAUGGGAAACAGGCUUGCAUACUGAUGAUCAAAGCAUUAGAACUUGAUCCCAACUUGUACAGAAUUGGACAGAGCAAAAUCUUCUUCAGAACUGGCGUUCUGGCUCACCUGGAAGAAGAGAGAGACCUGAAGAUCACAGAUGUUAUUAUUGCCUUCCAGGCUCAGUGCCGAGGCUACCUAGCAAGAAAAGCCUUUGCCAAGAGACAGCAACAGCUGACUGCAAUGAAGGUUAUCCAAAGAAAUUGUGCUGCUUACCUGAAGCUGAGGAACUGGCAAUGGUGGAGACUGUUCACUAAAGUGAAACCACUCUUGCAAGUCACCCGCCAAGAAGAAGAAAUGCAGGCCAAGGAUGAAGAACUACAAAAAACUAAGGAAAGACAACAAAAAGCAGAGAGUGAAUUGAAGGAGCUGGAACUGAAACACACACAGCUUUGUGAAGAGAAGAACCUCCUUCAGGAACAGCUUCAGGCAGAAACUGAACUGUAUGCUGAAGCUGAAGAGAUGAGAGUCCGUUUAGCUGCUAAGAAACAAGAGCUGGAAGAGAUUCUGCAUGAGAUGGAAGCCAGAAUUGAGGAAGAAGAGGAACGCAGCCAGCAAUUGCAAGCAGAAAAGAAAAAGAUGCAACAACAAAUGCUGGACCUUGAAGAACAGCUAGAAGAAGAAGAAGCUGCGAGGCAGAAACUGCAACUUGAAAAAGUAACAGCAGAUGGCAAGAUAAAGAAAAUGGAAGAUGAUAUUCUCAUAAUGGAAGAUCAGAACAACAAGCUAACCAAGGAAAGAAAACUCCUUGAGGAAAGAAUAAGUGAUCUAACAACAAAUCUCGCAGAAGAAGAAGAAAAAGCUAAAAAUCUUACGAAGCUGAAAAACAAGCACGAAUCUAUGAUUUCAGAACUCGAGGUGCGACUGAAGAAAGAAGAGAAGAGCAGACAAGAACUGGAGAAAAUUAAGAGGAAGUUGGAAGGGGAGUCGGGUGAUCUACAUGAGCAAAUAGCAGAGCUGCAGGCACAAAUUGCUGAGCUGAAGGCACAACUAGCCAAGAAGGAGGAAGAGCUGCAGGCUGCUCUAGCCAGGCUUGAAGAUGAAACUAGUCAGAAGAACAAUGCCCUCAAGAAGAUCCGUGAAUUGGAAUCUCACAUCUCCGAUCUCCAGGAAGACUUGGAGUCUGAGAGAGCUGCAAGAAACAAAGCAGAAAAACAGAAGAGAGACCUAGGUGAAGAGCUGGAGGCUCUUAAGACAGAGCUUGAGGAUACUUUGGAUACCACAGCCACCCAGCAAGAGCUCAGAGCAAAGCGUGAACAGGAGGUCACAGUGCUGAAGAGAGCUCUGGAGGAGGAGACUCGAACUCAUGAAGCCCAGGUCCAAGAGAUGAGGCAAAAGCACACUCAAGCUGUGGAAGAGCUAACAGAGCAGCUGGAACAAUUUAAACGGGCUAAAGCAAACUUGGAUAAGACCAAACAGACACUGGAGAAAGAAAAUGCUGAUCUGGCUACUGAAGUCAGGAGCCUGAAUCAGGCCAAACAAGAUGUGGAGCACAAAAAGAAGAAGCUGGAAGUACAGCUGCAAGAGUUACAGUCCAAAUACGCUGAUGGAGAGCGUGUUCGGACAGAACUCAAUGAAAAAGUUCAUAAGUUACAGGUUGAGAUAGAAAAUGUUACUGGUUUGCUCAAUGAAGCAGAAAGCAAGACAAUCAAACUGACCAAAGAUGUUGCAACCUUAGGAUCUCAGCUACAAGAUACACAGGAGCUGCUUCAGGAAGAAACGCGGCAGAAGCUAAACGUGUCUACCAAGCUUCGUCAGUUGGAGGAUGAGAAGAACAGCUUGCAAGAGCAGUUGGAUGAAGAAAUAGAAGCAAAACAAAAUCUGGAGAGACAUAUUUCAACACUGACAAUACAGCUCUCUGACUCUAAGAAGAAGCUACAGGAAUAUUCCAGCACCGUAGAAGCCAUGGAAGAAGGCAAAAAGAAACUUCAGAAGGAAAUUGAAAGUCUCACACAACAAUUUGAGGAAAAGGCUGCUUCUUACGACAAACUGGAAAAAACCAAGAACAGACUCCAGCAGGAGCUGGAUGACCUGGUGGUGGACUUAGACAACCAGCGUCAGCUGGUCUCCAACCUGGAGAAAAAACAGAAGAAGUUUGAUCAGAUGCUAGCUGAAGAGAAAAACAUCUCUUCAAAAUAUGCAGAUGAAAGGGACAGAGCAGAAGCUGAAGCCAGAGAAAAAGAAACAAAGGCUUUGUCAUUGGCCCGAGCACUUGAAGAGGCUUUGGAAGCCAAAGAAGAACUGGAGAGAACAAACAAAAUGUUGAAAGCUGAAAUGGAAGAUCUUGUUAGCUCCAAAGAUGAUGUUGGCAAGAAUGUCCACGAAUUGGAAAAAUCUAAACGGACCCUUGAACAGCAAGUAGAAGAGAUGAAGACACAAUUAGAAGAGUUAGAGGAUGAGCUACAGGCUGCUGAAGAUGCCAAACUCAGGUUGGAGGUUAAUAUGCAGGCCCUGAAAGGCCAGUUUGAAAGAGAUUUACAAGCCAGAGAUGAACAGAAUGAGGAGAAGAGAAGACAACUCCUCAAACAGCUCCAUGAAUAUGAAACAGAACUGGAAGAUGAGCGGAAGCAACGUGCCCUAGCAGCUGCAGCCAAAAAGAAGCUAGAGAUUGAUGUUAAAGAUCUAGAAAGCCAAGCUGAUUCUGCUAACAAAGCUCGGGAAGAAGCCAUCAAACAACUUCGCAAAUUACAGGCUCAGAUGAAGGACUACCAGCGAGAGCUGGAUGAUGCACGGGCUGCCAGAGAAGAAAUAUUUGCUACAGCCAGAGAAAAUGAGAAGAAAGCAAAGGGCCUGGAAGCAGAACUCAUCCAGCUUCAAGAGGAUCUGGCUGCUGCAGAGAGAGCUCGCAAACAAGCAGAUCUGGAGAAGGAAGAGAUGGCAGAGGAACUUGCAAGUGCUACUUCUGGAAGGACAAGCCUUCAGGAUGAGAAACGGCGCCUGGAGGCAAGAAUUGCCCAACUGGAGGAAGAGCUAGAAGAGGAGCAAAGCAACAUAGAGGCAAUGGGUGAUCGCAUGAGGAAAGCAGUACAGCAGGCAGAGCAGCUGAACAAUGAGCUGGCAACAGAGCGCUCAACUGCACAGAAGAACGAAAAUGCUCGGCAGCAACUGGAGAGACAGAACAAAGAGCUGAAGAGUAAGCUGCAGGAGAUGGAGGGAGCUGUGAAGUCCAAAUUCAAAACUACAAUUGCUGCUCUGGAGGCCAAAAUUGCUUCUCUUGAAGAGCAAUUGGAACAGGAAGCCAGAGAGAAGCAGGCUGCAGCCAAGACAUUGCGCCAGAAGGACAAGAAGCUGAAGGAUGCAUUGCUGCAGGUGGAGGAUGAGAGAAAGCAAGCGGAGCAGUACAAAGAUCAGGCCGAGAAGGGCAACACACGACUCAAGCAACUGAAAAGGCAGCUGGAGGAGGCUGAGGAAGAGUCUCAGCGUAUCAACGCAAACCGCAGGAAGCUGCAGAGAGAGCUGGAUGAAGCUACUGAGAGUAAUGAAGCCCUGGGCCGUGAGGUUGCAGCACUGAAGAGCAAGCUCAGGAGGGGAAAUGAACCAGCAUCUUUUGCCCCACCCCGUAGAUCUGGAGGCAGAAGAGUAAUUGAGAAUGCAACAGAAGGUGGUGAUGAAGAAAUGGAUGCAAGAGAUGGAGAUUUCAAUGGAACAAAAGCCAGUGAAUAAACACGCUUAAAAAAUUGCACUGCAGCAAGGGGAAGGAGGAUGGUAUUUAGCACUGUAUAAGUCUACUCUUAGUGUCAAGGUCACAUACACCCACUCCUCUGACAAUGAUAAAAGCACAA
Egretta garzetta (little egret) is the source of this 6023-nucleotide messenger RNA. RefSeq names its product myosin heavy chain 11 (gene MYH11). Gene Ontology annotation, cellular component: myosin complex. The record is from RefSeq and is a predicted model, not a curated record. NCBI's taxonomy places the organism in Eukaryota, Metazoa, Chordata, Aves, Pelecaniformes, Ardeidae. Gene Ontology annotation, molecular function: cytoskeletal motor activity; ATP binding; actin filament binding.